Molecule: messenger RNA, 1820 nt
Organism: Zingiber officinale
Lineage: Eukaryota; Viridiplantae; Streptophyta; Magnoliopsida; Zingiberales; Zingiberaceae
Exons: 5
Coding region: 236-1681 (481 amino acids)
Molecular function (GO): metal ion binding; phosphatidylinositol binding
Source: RefSeq, a predicted model, not a curated record
ACAAGUUUGACGGUCAAACUGCUACGUCUCUCGUGUUGCCGUGACGACGGUGGCUUGCUCCUCCCCACCGCCAUCGUUUGCUUCCCUUCCCCGCCAAUCAAUUUCAGAACCAAAAGGAGCUCUUUCCUCCUCAUCGCUUGAUCCGUUCAUCAGCCUUCUCCCAGCAUCAUCGCCGAUUGCCAAUUGCCGAUUGAAAAUACUCUGUUGUCUCACGCGAAUUGAUCCCAAAUAAUCGAUGGUGACAACGGAAUUUAACGAAAAAUCUUCAUACUCCUCACUGUCAAAGCUAGAUUUGGGUAGUUACCAUGACAAAGAGAAUGGAAGCUACUUGGUUGAUCCUGAUAAGGGCGCUUCAUGGCUGAGAUUGCCAAAACAUGAUUGUCUAUUCCAAUCAUCAUCAGAUGACUUUCUCGACCAAGGCAAUCAAAGUCAGAACUCCUUCCACAGAACCCAACCCAGCCAACUCAGAGCUAAUCCUGAAGUGAACUUGAAGAAUGUUUUGAAUGGGUUAUAUUCAAUUCUUGUGGGACGAAACCAAGCAGAUAGUGCCAGUCAACCUCAGCUAACCUCUGGUUCAGAUGAAUCCCCAAGCUCAGACAUAUCAUUUUUCGGUGUAGGACCAAAUGGGGAUAGUUUUUUGCAUCGAUCAGUUUGUGUGCCAAGUGCACCACCAUUUGAUGUAGAAGCUAUUAACUGUGAUACAUUCAAAGAUAUGCUUGAGGCAGAUCCGCCCGAAUGGAUUCCUGAUAGUUAUUCAAGAGUCUGCAUGCAAUGCGAUUCCCCUUUCACAGUCAUCACCCGAGGAAGACAUCACUGUCGUUUUUGCGGUUGUAUAUUUUGCAGAGAAUGUACAAAAGGAAGGUGCUUGUUACCAGUCAAAUUCCGAGAACGAAAUCCUCAAAGAGUCUGUGAUUCUUGCUAUGACAGGCUUGAUCCUUUGCAGAGCAUACUGAUUGUCUCAAACAGUAAUUCUGUGCAAUCAGCUAAACAUGAUGUUACUGACUGGACAUGCAUGAGAGGAUGGUUAAAUUUUCCUGUCGGCAUGUCUAUGGAGUAUGAAAUAUACAAGGCCACAAAUACCUUGAGGAGUUAUUGUCAGGUUGCUAGGUUAGAUCCUGAGAAAUCAAUUCCCUGGGUUAUCCUUAAAGGAGCAAAAGGACUUGCCAUACUGACAGUAAUUAAAGCUGGUGCACUUCUUACUUACAAGGUGGGUACUGGUCUUGUAGUUUCUCGAAGAGUUGAUGGAUCAUGGUCUGCGCCAUCUGCCAUUCUAUCUAUUGGUCUUGGAUGGGGAGCACAGAUGGGAGGCGAGCUUACGGAUUUCAUCAUUGUGCUUCAUGGCUCUAGAACUGUCAAAGCAUUUAGCAGCAACAUGCAUGUCUCAGUGGGUGCAGGCUUGAGUGCUGCUGCAGGACCAGUAGGGAGAGUGUUUGAAGCAGACGUCAGAGCUAGUAGUAAAGGGUCUGGCAUGUGUUAUACAUACAGUUGUAGCAAAGGUGCUUUUGUUGGAGUUUCACUCGAAAGCAACUUCGUAGCAACCAGGACCGAGACUAACUUGCGCUUCUAUGGCGAUCCUUACCUGACUACAAAUGACAUUCUCUUUGGGACAGUGAAGAGGCCUACAGCUGCUGAGCCCUUGUACUUGGCAUUGAAUGGCUUGUACUCAAAACUAAGUAGUUAGUUCUCCUUCAAUCAUCUCUUGUACAUAUUCUACCCCACCGGCUGUCUAUUCUCUUAUGAUCUCAGCUGUCAAUUAACUGGAAGGUGCAAAUAUCUCAUUAUUGUUGACUGAAUACAAAAUCCUGUCUAUCGAACAUCAA